UUAAAACAAACUAGUUGUGUGGUUAGUACAACCUCCUCUUCUUCCGGCCUUUUCCAUAAUACAACAUGGCGGACACCAAGAAAAAGCCAAAGGUGCCCGAAUCCCUGUUGAAAAAACGAAAACAGUUCCAGGAACUGAAGGCCAAGCGGGCCAGAGCAGCAGUCGAUGCCAAAAAGAGUCUGAAGAAGAAGAGGGGUAUCAUCUUCCAGCGUGCAGAAAAAUAUGUAAAAGAAUAUCGUUCCAAGGAGCGUGAUUCUAUUCGCCUUCAACGCCAAGCUAGAAAAUGUGACAACUUUUAUGUUCCUGAUGAGCCAAGGCUUGCAUUUGUUAUCCGAAUCCGAGGUAUCAAUGGCGUCCAUCCCCGGCCCAGGAAGAUCAUGCAGCUACUUCGUCUCCGGCAGAUCAACAACGGAACAUUUGUGCGCCUCAACAAAGCCACUCUGCAGAUGCUGAAGGUCAUUGAACCCUACAUCACAUGGGGACCCACUAACCUGAAGAGUGUGCGUGAGCUCAUCUACAAGCGUGGCUACGGAAAGGUGAACGGCAGGAAGAUCCCUCUCACUGACAAUGCCGUCAUUGAAAAAGCACUUGGCAAGUACAACAUCAUCUGCAUGGAGGACUUGAUCCACGAGAUCCUCACAGUUGGACCUAACUUCAAGAUGGCUGCUAACUUCCUGUGGCCCUUCAAGCUGAACACUCCAAAUGGAGGCUGGAGAAGGAAGUACAAUCACUUCAAUGAUGGUGGUGAUUGUGGUUACCGUGACGACAAGAUCAAUGCUCUGCUGAGGAGAAUGAUCUAAAUACAUUGACAGUUGAUUCUUGGGACAACAAAGCUGCAGAAAUUAAAACAACUGUGAUGUAAACUA
Haliotis rubra (blacklip abalone) is the source of this 866-nucleotide messenger RNA. RefSeq names its product 60S ribosomal protein L7-like. NCBI's taxonomy places the organism in Eukaryota, Metazoa, Mollusca, Gastropoda, Lepetellida, Haliotidae. The coding region runs from base 66 to 800 and encodes 244 amino acids. Gene Ontology annotation, cellular component: cytosolic large ribosomal subunit. The transcript is spliced from 6 exons. Gene Ontology annotation, molecular function: RNA binding; structural constituent of ribosome. The record is from RefSeq and is a predicted model, not a curated record. Gene Ontology annotation, biological process: maturation of LSU-rRNA from tricistronic rRNA transcript (SSU-rRNA, 5.8S rRNA, LSU-rRNA).